Molecule: messenger RNA, 1395 nt
Organism: Orbilia oligospora ATCC 24927
Lineage: Eukaryota; Fungi; Ascomycota; Orbiliomycetes; Orbiliales; Orbiliaceae
Exons: 3
Coding region: 1-1395 (464 amino acids)
Cellular component (GO): endoplasmic reticulum
Molecular function (GO): mannosyltransferase activity
Source: RefSeq, a predicted model, not a curated record
AUGGGCUCCCUAGACACGCUACUUCCAUUAAUAACUCUGACAUCUAUAAUACUAACCGCCGCCAUAUUAUGCCUUCCUUCACGAAAUACACAUUCGCAUACGCAAGGGAAAGAAAAGAAGGGUCGGGUUGCUGUUUUGGUUCUUGGUGAUAUCGGCCGAAGCCCUCGCAUGCAGUACCAUGCCUUAUCACUUGCUGCCAACGGCUGGGCUGUGGAUCUAAUCGGAUACGACGAGUCUACGCCUCGUCCAGAAAUUCUAUCGUCUCCCAACAUCAGAAUAAUCCCCCUCCCGCCUCCGCCCCCUGUACUCGGGGUCUCCUCGAAAGCUCUAUUCCCGAUAAUCGCUCCGUUUAAGGUUCUUUUCCAGCUUUCGGCUUUGUUUUAUCUUCUUUUCUACAUCAUUCGCCCACCUUCCUACAUAUUGGUCCAAAACCCGCCUUCGAUACCGACGCUUAUCGUAGCUCGUAUCACUGCUUUUGUCCGAAAUUCGCGGUUAGUAAUUGACUGGCACAACUUUGGAUAUUCAAUUCUGGCGUUGAAAUUGGGGGACGACCAUCCACUCGUCAAGAUAUCGAAAUGGUACGAAACAAAAUUCGGAAAUUCGGCAUACGCCAAUUUUACGGUUACAGACCAAAUGAGAAAAGUGCUACGGCAAGACUGGGGUAUCACCACACCGAUUCUCGCACUCCAUGAUCGCCCCCCGACCAUCUUCCAGCCACUCGAUCACAAGCAGCGCGACGCUUUUCUCUCUACUCACCGUCUAACGGCGCAAAAUGUGCCAUUCGACAAUACAAAAUUACUUAUUUCGUCCACUUCUUGGACACCAGAUGAGGAUUUUUCUAUUCUCUUUGCCGCUCUCCAAUACUACACAACCACUGCAAAAAAAUCACCAUCAUCAGCAAAACUGCCUAACAUCCUUGCAGUCAUCACGGGGAAGGGCCCUCUAUUAAAACACUACGAACCAUUAAUAAACGAGUUGAACGAGUCAAAAUCAUGCGUUACCAUCCGGACGGCGUUUCUACCAGCAGAGGAGUACCCAAAACUCCUUGCAAGUGCAGAUUUAGGCGUAUGCCUACAUACGUCGUCCUCCGGUGUAGACCUACCCAUGAAGGUUGUGGAUAUGUUUGGUGUAGGCAUACCGGUUGCCGCCGUUAAGUUCGAGGCUAUAGGCGAGUUAGUCAAGGAUGGUAUUAAUGGUGUUGUCUUUGAGGCUGGAGUAAACCCAGGACAAACAAAAGGAGAGGAGCUCGGAGAGACCCUUGUGAGGUUAUUUGGGGAUAGUAAUGAAUUAGAAGUUUUGAAAGAGGGAGCGAUGAAAGAGGUUGAAAGGCGCUGGGAGGGCGAGUGGGAUGAGAUUGCAAAGGGAGUAUUCGAAGGCAAGGCGAAAUCGCAAUGA